AAGGGAACGGAAUCGUAUAUUAAUCGUACCGGAGUUUCUCUUUUCUCCAUAGUCCAUUCCUCCGAUUCCUUCUCAUCGAAUCUAAUUCGCAUAGCUUUAUUAUCCAAUCCCCACCAAAUAAAUGUGGCAUAGAUCAGCUUCGUUCAUUCUUGACGAACGAGAAAACGACGACGUUCUCAGUUCAGAGAGCCGCCGCAUGUCUUCAUUGUUAAUGGCCGCCGAAACCCUUCAACAACCUAACCCUAAUAAUCCCAAAAUUUCCGCAUACUAUCAGACUAGAGCCGCUCACCAUGGAGUUGUCACCAGUGACUGGCUUGCUCAGGCUCAAGCCGCCGUCGGCCACAGCCCUGACGACGCUGUCCCCAAAAACUCAUUGUCAAAAACUGUGGAUUCUGGGAAGACGUUCAGUGUCAUUGAUGAGUUCAAUAAUUGGCGUAAACAGCCUGAUUUGGCGGAAGCUGUGGCUGCUAUUAGGGCUUUAGCUUCUGUUAUUCGGUCAAGUGAAGCUACUACGAUGAUGGAGCUUGAGAUUGAGCUCAAAAAGGCUUCUGAUUCUCUCAAGUCUUGGGACACGACUUCCAUAUCUUUGACAGCUGGUUGUGAUUUGUUCAUGCGAUACGUAACAAGAACUUCAGCAUUGGAAUAUGAGGACUUCAAUUCAGCUAAGUCUCGCCUUCUCGAACGUGCAGAGAAGUUUGGAGAGAUAUCCUAUAAGGCAAGGAAAAUUAUUGCUAUGCUCGGUCAGGAUUUUAUUUUUGAUGGUUGCACCAUCUUGGUACAUGGUUUCUCACGAGUGGUUCUGGAGCUGCUGAAAACAGCAGCUCAGAACAGAAAGGUCUUUCGGGUUCUCUGCACUGAAGGAAGGCCUGAUAGGAGUGGAUUACGAUUUUCCAAUGAGCUAGCCAAGCUUGACGUUCCUGUGAAGCUCUUAAUAGACUCUGCUGUAGCAUAUAGCAUGGAUGAAGUUGAUAUGAUUUUUGUCGGGGCAGAUGGUGUGGUUGAAAGUGGCGGUAUUAUCAACAUGAUGGGGACCUACCAGAUUGCUUUGGUAGCCAAGAGCAUGAAUAAACCAGUCUAUGUGGCAGCUGAAAGCUAUAAGUUUGCUCGUCUCUAUCCAUUGGAUCAAAAAGAUAUGGUGCCAGCUUUACGUCCAAUUGAUUUUGGGGUACCAAUUCCAUCCAAGGUGGAAGUUGAAACUUCUGCUCGUGAUUAUACACCACCUCAGUAUCUUACACUACUAUUUACAGAUUUAGGUGUUCUGACUCCAUCUGUUGUAAGUGAUGAGCUCAUACAGUUGUAUUUAUAGUGCGAAUGAAGUCUAAUUAUUCGCUAGGUGUACCAAGCAUUACAUGUAUGGAUUUCUUUCUCCCAAUUUUACCUACAACCUUACAUUGUUGUGAAAUUUUGCAGUAUUAUCUCUUUAAUGUUUUAUAUGGUAUGCACUCCUUGGGUUUCUC
This is a messenger RNA of Nicotiana tabacum (common tobacco), 1457 nucleotides long. RefSeq lists its product as uncharacterized. Gene Ontology annotation, cellular component: eukaryotic translation initiation factor 2B complex. Gene Ontology annotation, molecular function: translation initiation factor activity; guanyl-nucleotide exchange factor activity. The record is from RefSeq and is a predicted model, not a curated record. Gene Ontology annotation, biological process: translational initiation. NCBI's taxonomy places the organism in Eukaryota, Viridiplantae, Streptophyta, Magnoliopsida, Solanales, Solanaceae.